Aphis gossypii (cotton aphid) is the source of this 1142-nucleotide messenger RNA. Its product is annotated as THAP domain-containing protein 2-like. The coding region runs from base 145 to 555 and encodes 136 amino acids. The transcript is spliced from 3 exons. The record is from RefSeq and is a predicted model, not a curated record. NCBI's taxonomy places the organism in Eukaryota, Metazoa, Arthropoda, Insecta, Hemiptera, Aphididae.
AUUUUAAUGAUUAUCAGUAAUAGUUUAUAUUAUUUUGUGAUAUAUUAGAAAUUUAAAACUUUGUUUUUUACUUUUUUUAACUAAAUUAUUAUUUUAUUUACUUUUAUUAUUUAUUAUUAAUAUAAUAAAUUAGUAAAUAAUAAUAUGGGAGGCUGUACAGCAAUCAACUGUCAUAAUAGUGACAAGAAACAUUUUCGGAUGUUUAAUUAUCCUACAGAUAAAGAGAGGCAAAAGAGAUGGGUACUGAAUACUCGCAGAGAUAAAUUCGUUCCUACAAAAAGUUCUCAACUACGUGAAAUCCAUUUUGAACCAAGUCAAUUUGAAAAAAAUUGUGCUGAUGGUUGGAAGAAAUUAAAACCAAAUGCUGUUCCAACAUUGUUUAAUAUCCUGAAUCCUCCACCACGAUUUGACACAAACAGACAAUCCAAGUAUAAAGAUUCUAAUGGUAUACUUAAAAGUGAGGAUAUUCCUGCAUUAGAAAACAAUAGUGAGCCCUGUGAGUCUAUUUCAGAAGAAUUACCAGUAAGUAUAGCUAGUAUAGUAAGUAUUGCCUAAUAAUUUUUAGAUCCUAAUUAAAGCAAAACAUGUACUUAUUUUUUUUAUAAUGAUAUAUUUUAUCAAUAUUUGAAUAUAACACUUAAUAAUUCUUGUUUUAUUUUUUAUCAUACUAUGCUUAAUAACAUCUUGAAUAUCGAUGAGGAAAAUAUCGUCUUAGAAGAAUAUCCCAAAUACCUAGGCCUGAAAUUUGAUAGGACCCUAACAUACAACCUACAUCUAGAGGGAGUGAAAAAUAAACUAAAAACAUGCAGCAACAUUAUUGGCUAUGGUUAAGUUAGCUAGCACCUAGCAUCAUCUGGGGACCAACAUCUGAAAAAUGGCUUGAAGAACUUAAUAUACAUUUUUGAUUUAUAUUGUAAUAAGUAUUGAUGUUAUUAUAAUUUAUUAUACCUACUAUAACCUAUUUAGUAUUUACCUAUAUUUUAUAUAUCUUAUUACUUGUUUAAUUAGUUAACUAUUUAUCUUAAUUAUUAUCAUAUCUAUUUAUUUGUUUAAUUUUACUAAUUUUAACACUUCUCAUGUUAUUUUAAAAUAAGCCGAAUAAUAUGUCAUAUGCAAAUAUAAAUAUAAUUUAAUAUAAUACA